AUGGAGAUCUCAAUCUCUAACUCUAAUUCAUUUGGAGGGCCAUCCAAUAUUAUUGCUCGACCUUGCAUGGCCUAUUUCCGUGGCAAUAAUAGGUUAAGUUUGAUACCAAUUAUUAGUCCCACAACCAAAAAUAUAUUCAAAUCCUCAAACUUUCCUUCAAAAUGCUCAUCAACCAAGGAUUUGAUCAAGCCAGUGAGGAUCAAUGGCCAAAGCAGGUUCUCAAUAUCCUUAUCAUACAAUCAACAUAAUCCCAGUCCUAUCCAGGAUUGCUCUCAAGCUCAAUAUUCUGCUAGUUCCGAUUCAGCACUCGCCAAAACCUCACGUUUUGGAUCCGCUUGCUAUAAAUUCCUGAGGCCCUACGCAGUACAGCAAGCAAUUAUAUCGGCCAUUUGCUUGUUCGCAAGAGUGUUAGUUGAGAAUCCACAGUUUUUUAAAUGGCCUUUGAUGUUUAAGACAUUUCCUGGACUAGUUACUAUAAUACUAGCGCACGCUUAUUAUAUUGGCCUCAAUCAGAUUUAUGAUGCCGAUAUUGAUAGGGUGAACAAACCUUAUUUACCUAUACCAACAGGAGAACUUUCAGAUAGACAAGCAUGGUUUUUAGUAAUAUUUUAUUUACUUUCUGGCUUAUUGAUCAUGUGGUUGAUGAAUGCCGACCUAAUCACUCUGUCGCUCUAUUGCCUCGGUCUUUUUUUUGGCACCUUCUAUUCAGCUCCUCCCUUUAGAUUCAAGAGAUAUUCCCUUGCAACAUCAAUUUUCCUUCCGUUGACGACGGGCGCCAUUCACAAUGUCGGUAUUCUAUACGCUACCAGAGCUUCCAUUGGACUUCCCUUUUGGUGGAGCCCCCCAAUUGUUUUUAUCACUACCUUUGUGACACUGUUUUUCGUGGUCAUUAGCAUCACGAAAGAUCUCACCGAUGUUGAAGGAGACAUGAAGCAUAACAUACAAACAUUUGCGGCAAUAUUCGGACUUAGAAAGAUUGCAUUCUUCUGCACUGGGAUACUACUGGUAAAUUAUAUGGGUGCCAUAGCGGCUGCCAUUUACUUGCCUCAGGUUUUUAAGCGCUACUUAAUGUUACCGGCACAUUCAAUCUUUCCGUUGUGGUUACUUUUUCAGGUUCGGAAGUUGGAUAAAGAAAACUAUAGCAAGGAAGCAUGCGCGAAUUUCUUUCAAUUCCUUUGGAAGCUUCUUAACUUGGAGUAUCUCCUAUUUCCAUUCAUAUAG
Molecule: messenger RNA, 1221 nt
Organism: Morus notabilis
Lineage: Eukaryota; Viridiplantae; Streptophyta; Magnoliopsida; Rosales; Moraceae
Product: homogentisate solanesyltransferase, chloroplastic
Exons: 10
Coding region: 1-1221 (406 amino acids)
Cellular component (GO): membrane
Molecular function (GO): transferase activity, transferring alkyl or aryl (other than methyl) groups
Source: RefSeq, a predicted model, not a curated record